This is a messenger RNA of Coccidioides posadasii C735 delta SOWgp, 4178 nucleotides long. RefSeq lists its product as uncharacterized. Gene Ontology annotation, molecular function: protein binding. NCBI's taxonomy places the organism in Eukaryota, Fungi, Ascomycota, Eurotiomycetes, Onygenales, Onygenaceae. The record is from RefSeq and is a predicted model, not a curated record.
GACUUCUCUCACUCAUUAACCUCUUGUUCUCCUGUGGCUGAGUUUAGGAGAGAGGUACCUCUCGUCGUCUUCCCGCCGCAAACUGUCGUUACCCCCUUGCGUCACAUUUGUCGUUACUCCGUGUUCGUGUCGUCCUUUCGCCUCUUCCCCCCCGGCGGCGUCACGUUCUUGUAGGUUUACCGAGGCCAGGCUCCUAAAGAAAACAAGGAAAAAAAAAAAAAAGGAAAAGAAAGGUAAAAGAAAAAGGAAAAAAAGAAAAAAAAAAGAAAGAAGAGACAGGUAAAAGAAAAAGGAAAAAGAUUCCCAAUUACUCUGGCUACUACCAUUCUCCUCGGGGGUUGAAAUUCCACAAAGACCAAUCCAUCCAUACACUCUUCCUCCCCCCUUUUUCUCCCUGAAAAAAAAAAAAAGAAAGAAAGAAAAAAAGGAAAAAAAGGAAAAAAAGGGCCCUACAGGCAGUGUGCCGUAGUUGGGUAUUCCAAGGUCGCACAGAGAUCUCCCACGGCAACUCCCCAUGUGUACCUGUGUUCUCCGAUGACGUUGCGAGGGUAGUUUUUUAAACAAACCGAAGAUCACAGACUCCAUUCGACCAACAUUGCAGUGUUCUUCCCAACCCUCCCUCUUUCAUAGCCCCUCCGUCGAAGGCCACAGUGUCCCCGGACCUGAACCCCUCCACCAUCUGCGGCUUGACAGCAUCCAGAUGACCGGCGUGUAAGCCUCGAAGACACAGUCAGGAAUCAUCCGUUCAGUUGUUGCUGGGACAAGAAAAGGAAAAAAGAAAGGAAAAAGAAAAAGCACAGUAAGAGUUUCACCUGGGUGUGAGAACUUUUCUCUUGGGUGCUCUAUAGGAUAUACGUACCCUUCUUGUCCAUUUAAUGCUCCAUCUGAUUCUGUUCCAAAAAAGGAAUUGUGUUGAAUUGGUAGAUUCGCAAGCAAUUCCCGCAGAUAUUUUCCCAUCAUGAGUCGGACAGCGGAGCUACAGCCUCCCCUCUCCCCCCCUGAGCCAGCGUACCUCAGGUCCUCGGCUCCGUUUCCUUCCCCUGAUCAGAAUCCACCUCCACCUCCGCCCCUGAUGUCUCCAAAGAACUCGAGCAAACAUGUCUCGAGACUCUCGCUUCGUGAAAUACCGAAAAGAAAACCUGUCGGUCUUUCCGAACUGGAGGCCCACGAAAGUGCCGUCAUGCACCAUUCGCCAGUGUCGCCCGUGAGGAUCGACGAUCCUUCUAUAAUACCAGAAGCUUCAUCUGCUCUCGUCGAGGAUGUGAGGAAUCUAAGGUUGUCCCAGGAAUCCGGGAAUAACUAUAGUUAUCAGGAAUAUCCCCCUCGCCGCAGCUCCUUGUACCAAAGUCCUCCCCCUGUUCAGUACUCGCAAGAUCAGCACGGGCCCGUGGACGACACAUCGGGUAUUCCCCCGCGAGGCGAUUCGCUCAAUCAUGCCGGGAUGCCGCAGCAAUUCUCACAUUUGAAUGGGCAAGGGCGCCAGGUCGAGACGAGAAGUUCAUCGAGUAGAAACAGCCUCGAAAGCUUUCCCGAGGAACAAGAAAGCACCCAAGGAAACCACGAGCCCGAGAUCUACCAGCCCCUGCAGUAUCACCAUCAGCCUUUCCAGGAGCAUCUGCUCGACCGUGUCGGGCAUCGCGGAUCAAAGAGCACAGUCGUUUCGGCUUCCGACUCCUCCUCUACCGGAGGGCAAUCAAAUCACCUUGCACCGGGAGGGUUGGUGGUUCCACGCCCACCGUCAGCAUAUUCGGAUGGUAGGGGCCGCACACGUUCCCUCCAGCUCUCUCCUUACGGUCAUGCGCGCGCGGUAUCCUCUCACUCGGCUGCUUCUCCAGACACCAGACCCCUGUCCUUCGUGGACUUGAUGAACGUACCGUAUCCACAACCCCCUCCGGCUCCUGCGACUCUCAGCAAUGCGCAUCUGCGGGCGUCCGUGGGGAACAGCGCUUCUCUGCUAAGCCAUAAGCAGACAUUUGAGAUGUACCUGGCGAACGUCAAGAAAACUAAUGACUCAGGGGCGCAAUAUGAGUUUGCGGUGUUUAUGAUCCAUGCCGCACAAGAGGCUUCUCGGCCGGAUUCCCCCGCCGCCUCCAAACAGCAAGAAAUCGGGUCCGAUAUCUCGAAGGCGGAAUUGCUUCGAGAAGCCAAGGCGAUCUUACAGCGUCUGGCUGAUCGUAGUUAUCCGUACGCGCAGUAUUAUCUCGGUGAUGGGUAUGCCUCGGGUCUUUUUAACAAGGGAAAACCGGAUUAUGACAAAGCUUUCCCGCUAUUCGUCGCUGCCAGCAAACAUGGUCACGCGGAAGCUGGGUACCGUGCCGCCCUCUGCUAUGAGUUUGGCUGGGGAAGCAGGAAAGACGGCGCAAAAGCAGUCCAGUUCUACCGACAGGCAGCAUCCAAAAACCAUCCCGGGGCAAUGUUACGACUGGGAAAAGCGUGUCUGACUGGCGAUAUGGGUCUUAGCAAGCGCUAUCGUGAAGGCAUAACCUGGCUGAAGCGAGCCACCGAAUCGGCGGAUUUCCAAUACAAUGCCGGCCCGUACGAGCUGGGUCUCCUCCACGAAACUGGUUAUGGAGACGAUGUCUUCCAGGACGAAUCCUAUGCGGCGCAGCUGCUUACGAAAUCUGCGGAACUCGGACAUGCGGAGUCGAAUUACCGACUUGGAGAUGCGUAUGAGCAUGGGAAAUUGAGCUGUCCGCGAGAUCCGGCCCUCAGUGUGCAUUUCUACACGGGUGCUGCCCAGUUGGGACACCCGAUGGCGAUGAUGGCUCUCUGCGCCUGGUUCAUGGUGGGCGCGGAGCCCAUGCUGGAGAAGGACGAAUAUGAGGCGUACGAGUGGGCGAAAAAGGCGGCUGAAUGCGGGCUUGCGAAAGCGGAGUAUGCGGUGGGCUACUUCACCGAGAUGGGCAUUGGGUGUCGGCGUGACCCUCUCGAGGCCAAUGUGUGGUACGUUCGCGCAGCUGACCAUGGCGAUGAGCGCGCCAAACACCGCAUCGCAGCAAUUAGAGCUGCUGCGUCAGGCGCUGAUCCCAAGUCGGCGGCGCGGCGGACGCACGGGAAGAUUGGAAAACCUGACCCUGCUACACAGAACGAUAAGGGGAAAGGCAAGAAGUUCGGUCUCUUCUAGUUCCCAACCUCCUCAUUUCUUUCUUUUUUAUUUUAUUUUAUUUUUUUCCGCCGCCAGGACCAUCACCCUGUCCGAAACGACUUGUUGCUAUUGGGAGCCGCGUAUAUUCGUCACGGUCGCACAGCAUUAUCCCAUCCGUUACGCUAAUUGUUCGAGACAUGCAUUGAGACGGGUUGAUUUUUUUGUUUUCAUUGACGCCUCCACUCGCAGAACCGCCUCGACAUGAGAAACAUGAAUUUUCUGUCCUUGAUUGUCCAAGAUUUUCGCCGCUGACCGACUUACUAGAGAAGGGAGAGAGAAAGUCUUAGUUCCUUUUUUUGUCUUUUUGUUUUUUCCAAAUAUUUCUCGCGAUUUGGCCCAUAUUUGGCAAGUUUUCAUCGCAUUGCAUGUCGGCACCAAAUUCAUUCCCUCCAAUGAUUGAUUUCCCUGCAAUUAAAGCUCUCAUUGCCCAUCAUAUAUCAUACCGCUUCUGCAGCCUCGUGCUCCCCUUUUAUCGUCUCCCCAUUCAGCAUUCAUUGUGCAUAAAUUUUCACCCCAUCUUAAUGACUGAUUAGCGACGUGCAAAUAUCCUCUCGCUUAUAUAUCCCCCUCCUUCUUUUUUUUUUCUUCUUUCUUUUUUUAUUUUAACUGGGCAGAAAUACGCAUCUUGAAGAAUACCAUCAUUCCAACGCUACCUGGGCAUUAACAACACUCCCUCCGCCCUGGUCUUGGGUUGUGUGAAUUUUUUUUUUUUUCUUAAAUGCCUUUGGAUUAUGGGCUUGACAAACUCCCUUGACUCUGUUGCGUUGCCGUUCAUACAUAGUUCUCUUCUUUUCUUUUCUUUUCGUUUUUUUUUGGACGGCGGGUGUUUUGGGUGUGUGUUUGGCUUGGGAGAGGGUUUCUUUUCCCUUUUGUUCUCUGGGAUUAUUUCUUGUUGAUAUCCUCCUCCCCGCUUUCUUUUAUUUUCCGUCUUGACCUAUAUUCGGAUUAUACUUGCAAAUAUAAAAAACGGAAAAAAGUUAGAAAGAAAAGACAGAAUAACUAGUAAUUGCUAAUAAGAAUGAUUUGGGCAUGA